AAUAGUGGAGAUUUCAUAGCAGUAAAUUCUGUGUUUGACAUGGCUGAUCCAUCGGUGCGAAGCAGGGGAUGAACCCUUCCAACAUGAAAUUCAUUUCAGUCUCUUCCCCACACACUCACACCACCAACAACAUCCACGUCCCUCCAAAAACCCUCGUGCCACCCGUUUUCCAAGCUGCCAGCUGGGAAAGGGAGAGGAGCUCUGCCUCCAGUGCUGAGGAUUCCCAGGAUUCUGGCUCGGAGAGCCUGGAGAAGCAGAGGCAGCGCCAGCAGAGCAUCCUGCAAAAUCAGGAGCUGGCAGGGCAGGAGGCUGGGGACACCCUGGAGGAGGACAGCUUGGAUGGGGACAGCUUGGAGGAGAUGAGUUCUGAAGAGGAAGGAGCUGAGUGCGACACAAAAAAGAGGAGAAAACCAAAGAUUUAUGGCAGUGGGAGGAAAAAACUGCCUGUGGACAAAUAUUCCAGCCUGAGGUACAAUCCUCAUUGGAAGACUGCAAAAAAGGGAGCAGAUUUUCUUGAGGCAGAGAAGGCACCCCAAAUUUUUGGAGGGAGCAGUGGGGACUUUUCAGUGGAUUCAUUUUACCUCCAUUCUGGUGGCUCCUCAGAAGAUAAUCAACAGGAGGCAAAGAGCCAGGAUUCACUCCCCGAGUUUGAAUUAUUCAGCUUUUAUGGAGCAAAUGUGGCCAGCAGCAAACCUGAUGGGCCACAAGCCAAAAGGGAGGAACCCGCAGAUGGAUUUCAUUCCAAAAAUAAUCCUGGCCACGCUUUUCCUCCUCAGAAUCAACAGGAUCCACCCCAAAGAGCAAAAAAAGACUUUGUGAAAAAAAAUAAACGGACUUUGGGGUUACAGUCAGAGAGGAUUAAUUCCUAUCUUGAGCUGCACAAUAAAAAGCAGCAAGUUCUUCAAGGGCAGGUCGCAGAUCCUCCACCAGCUGAUGGAGAACCACUCCAGAAUGUCCCAGCAUCCCAAAAUGGGAAAAUGAAGCCUGAAGACAGAUGGUACCCAAAAGGACAGCAGCUCAAGGAGCAGCACAGGUUCUUGCAGAGACAAAAAGCAGAACCCCAGCAGCCUCUGAGUGGAAGAAGUUUCCCCAGGAGUGAUGGCCAAGAGCCGCCAGGAGCAGCAGGAGAAGCAAAUCCCUGGAUCCAGAGGCAGCAGCACACCCCAGGAUUCCAGGCUGCCCCCCCUGCGCUGGGGCAGGAUCCCAGCUCAGCCCUCAACCCAAAUUCUUCUCUUGGCCCAGCAGAAAAACCCCAGAGUGGCUUAAAUAAUUUCCCAAAUUCAAUCCUUACCACGCCUGGCUAUUUUCUCCCAGUAUUUCAGAAUUUUUACCCAGCAGAGGUUUUAAAUCCUGAAUACCCCAGUCAGGAGGACAAGAAAUGCCAGCAGGACUCUCCAGCUGGAAUUCCACAUCAAUUCCCAGCCAAUGCCAACCCUGGGCAGGAUUUUUCCAAGAAUAACAGCAGCAGUGACCAGGCACAUCCAGAAUUGGAGAAUAUUUCAGCUGAUUUUAAUGCCAUCUUUCAAGAAAGAGUGAAGGAUCAAGCACCUCUUCCAGAUUUCAAAAAUCAUAUUCAUGAGGAUCACAGCUCGCCAACAUCUGCUUGUAGAAUCUCCCAUUUCAUAGAAAAGAAGGAGCAGCCAAGAUUUUCUGAUUUUGAGGAUGAUUUUGCUGGCACGUGGCUGUGGGGUUUGUUCCCACCUGCCCUGCCCCAGGGGGAUUCAGGAAAAACUGAAGGAAAUCCAAAGAAAAUGAGAAGAAGCAGCUCAGAAGGGUCUCUCCUACAAAGGGAAAAACAAAACCAACCCAAAACCAGCAAGAAGCUGGGUAGCUCCAAAUUCGACUUGAAUCUGAGUAUGAAGCUUGGAGGCCUUGGACCUGACUAUGAAACAAUCAAAGAGAAAAAAGAAAAGAUAAAGCAGGAUUAGGAAUAUUCCAGGCAAUUUAACAGAAUAAACAUAAGAAAACUUACUGUGGUUCAGAGGUUGCCUGCAAAGCCCCAGGUGUUUUCAGUGUCCAGGCAGAAGGCUCUGGAAUAUGCCAAGAAGAUUCCGAGACCAAAGAUUUUCGUAGCAAAGCAAUCGGAGCAGGAGGUGAAGGAGGUUCUGCCCCAGGCUCCAGCUGGACCCAGGUUACCCAAAAUCCCAUCCCUGGAAUCUCUGUGGAGCAGGCACGAGAAGGAGAAGGAAGUUGUGGCUGCUUUUGAAGCCCUUCACAUCUUGUAG
Molecule: messenger RNA, 2225 nt
Organism: Camarhynchus parvulus
Lineage: Eukaryota; Metazoa; Chordata; Aves; Passeriformes; Thraupidae
Gene: JHY
Product: junctional cadherin complex regulator
Biological process (GO): axoneme assembly
Source: RefSeq, a predicted model, not a curated record